UUCUUGUUUGUUAUAACGCAAAUCCAUCGUUGCAAACACAAACAUUUCAGUGCCCAAUAGUAACUUGAAUCUUUUGAUCAAUCUGUUUUUUAGUUGUUGAUCUUCCUUGUUUUUGUGUUUUACAAUAUUUCAUCGUUGUUUGAAUAUGGCGGAGCACCACAUUAAGCCGAGUUAUGAGUCAGAGGCCGCGCCUGUUCGUGAUGAUCAUCAGGGAGGAGUUGAGACCAAGGACCGUGGGUUGUUCGAUUUCUUGGGGAAGAAAGAGGACAAGAAGCCCCAAGAGGAGGCGCUCGUUUCAGAGUUUGAGAAAGUCUCGGUGUCUGAACCUAAGCCAAAGGUUGAUCAGGGAUAUUACAAAGAUGAGCCAAAGGUAGAUCAGGGAUAUUACAAAGAUGAGCCAAAGGUAGAUCAGGGAUAUUACAAAGAUGAGCCAAAGUUUGAUCAGGGACAUCACAAGGAGGAGCCGAAGCCAAAGGUUGAGGGAUAUUACAAAGAGGAGCCGAAGGUUGAGGGAUAUUACAAGGAGGAGCCUAAGGUAGAGGAAUAUUACAAAAAGGAUGAAGAGAAGGACAAGAAGGAACAACACGGUCUCUUGGGGAAACUCCACCGAUCUGGCAGCAGUUCCAGUUCUUCUAGCGAUGAGGAAGGUGAUGAUGAAGAAAAGAAGAGAAGGAGGAGGGAAAGGAAGGAAAGGAAGGAAAAGAAGGGGCAUACACUCAAGGAGAAGAUAGCAGGAGAGAAGGAAGAGGAGAAGCACGUUAAGUACGAGGAGAAGCACGAGAAGUACGAGGACACUAGCGUCCCGGUACAUGUUGAGAAGUACGAAGAGGAAGUAGCACAUGUUCCUGCGGAGCCGGCGGUCCUACCUGAGGAAAAGAAAGGCUUCCUUGACAAAAUCAAGGAAAAACUUCCAGGCAGCCACAAGAAGGCUGAAGAGGGACCUCUUUCUCCUCAGACUCCUCCUCCUACUUCGACCGAUUACGCCGCUGCUGCACCGCCGCCUUAUGAAGGCGAGGCGAAGGAGAAGAAGGGCAUUUUGGAGAAGAUCAAGGAGAAGAUCCCUGGAUACCACCCCAAGACCGAGGAAGAGAAGGAAAAGGAGAAGGAGAAACAGUCUGGUUAUUAAGAAGACUUUCUGCAUGUGUUUGAAGAAAGUAUUGAUGAUGAUCAGUGUGUACGCUUUGCUUGUUUAUUAUGAAUUAUGAUUGGUUUUUUUUUGCUUUUUAUUUUUUAUUUUGAGGCUUGUAAACUUUGUUUUUUAAGACCUUUGUAUGUUGUGCUUGUACCUAAGUUGGUUUAGGUGAAAAUAAUGAAAGGAAACAGGUUGUUAAUUUCU
Messenger RNA from Corylus avellana, 1336 nucleotides. RefSeq lists its product as uncharacterized. Gene Ontology annotation, cellular component: cytosol; membrane. NCBI's taxonomy places the organism in Eukaryota, Viridiplantae, Streptophyta, Magnoliopsida, Fagales, Betulaceae. The record is from RefSeq and is a predicted model, not a curated record. Gene Ontology annotation, biological process: cold acclimation; response to water deprivation; response to abscisic acid.